Molecule: messenger RNA, 6493 nt
Organism: Sarcophilus harrisii (Tasmanian devil)
Lineage: Eukaryota; Metazoa; Chordata; Mammalia; Dasyuromorphia; Dasyuridae
Gene: MME
Product: membrane metalloendopeptidase
Exons: 23
Coding region: 2425-4674 (749 amino acids)
Biological process (GO): amyloid-beta clearance; protein processing
Cellular component (GO): plasma membrane
Molecular function (GO): metalloendopeptidase activity
Source: RefSeq, a predicted model, not a curated record
CCUUGGGCAGAGCUAAUUUUCUAAUGCUUUGAUAAAUUAUUGUGUCAGAAAUGCUUAUGGAAAGUACAUAUUUUGGGGAAAUGUUGAGUAUCCUUCAAAACUUCCUUAGGACUUAGUGCUCUGGGAUGCUCUUCAUUAUCUGAAAUCGAAGUCAGAUUUAUGCCUCUGUGCCCAGAACCAAAUGGCUCAUCUAGCUAAUUAGUUCAGAAUGCAGCCUUGCCCACUGUAAAUGAAAAUAAUUCAAACUGUCUGUUUUGGUCUAAGCUUCUGUAGUUAGAUAAUGACCAGGGUACUAAGUGAAAUAAAGAGAAAUUUGAAAAUAAAGCUUGAAUCUAAAUUAUUCGUGGGUUUAUUAUGAUUGCAAUUAAAAUGUAAAGGGACUUUCACUGAGUGUUUUUUUGUGGCUGCUUUUGUCAGUUUCUCAGCCUGCUAAGUCAAGAUUAAAUCAGCAGGGUUUAGAUAAGCAUUAUGCUCCUCCAGUAAUAGGAAAUUGUGUGUGUGUGUGUGUGUGUUGUGUAUGUAUAUUCUUUUCCAAAUGAAUAGUUAGGAGCACUUUGGGACAUCUAAGGUACAGUUUUAUGUCUUCUUACAAUAGAUUUUUAUAUGAUCUAUAGUCCUAUAUUCAUGUUCAAUAUUGCCUUUCUAAAAGUAUAAAAAUAUGUAGAAUCAAAGGGUUCUUCCCUUGAUUCAAAGAUGGUCCAGUGUGCUCUGGUGAGAUGUGUCUCUGCUCUGGAUAGCAAUAAAGCCUCUGUCUUAGUGAUUGGUCUAAGAGAAGAGCACUAGGGAAAUGGCUUUCCCUUUCUCUGCAUCCCUAGAGUUUAGCAUAGAGCCUGGCAUUUAGUAAAUGCUUAUUGACUAAUGAGUAAAUUCAGUUUUAUUUCUUUUUAGAGAAUAGAGGUACAUAUUUGCAAUUACUGUGGUUCUUUGGACCAGCUCUGUGAUUCAUUGGUAAAGAUACUUUCCUUUGGAAACUUCAUGGAUUGGUUUUCAAAAUGUGGAUGGGGACACUUGGAGCUAUCUGUAUGGGGAUCCUGAGAAGUCAAAACAAUUGUCAAUAUAACAAUAAAUUGCUUUCAUCUCCAAUAUGUUAAAUAUUGGUCGAUAUAAUCCACAUAAACAAAAGCUCUUGGGGAAGAGGACGUCUUCGAUAAUUUUUCAAAGUAUGAGAGGGUCCCAAGACCAAGAAGUUUGAGAAUCCCUGAUAUGAGGGAACUCCUAGUGAAAAGAUAAUCUCAAACCAGAGUCAGACAGAGUUAACUAGUAUAGUCAGAUUUUAAAUAAUUUAGCUCAGGUUACAUAGCUUUCAGGAGUCAAAUUUGAAAUUUUGUCGUACUACUUCUCAUUAAUUUAAAGGAAAGGGAUUAGACCUAUGGACUUCUACUGGUGCGGGGAAUUCCCAGAGGAAGAAACUCCCAAUGCUGGUUGGCACUUAUGUAAUCAAGUACUAGACAAUUAUUUGGGGACAAUGAGAGAUUAAGUGUCUAGAUAUGAGGUAGAUUUGAACCUGGGUUUUUCUGCUUUCUUCCUCUAGCCAUAAUACCACAACUGCCUUUCAAUACCUAUUAUAUUUAAUAAGAAUCAUAAUCAAUUAAAUACACAUUCAAAUAUAUAUACAUUCACAAGGAAUAGUCUAUAGAAACAUGUAUAUGAAGACUUAUAAGACAACUAGAUAGUAAGGCAGCUAGGUGGAUAGAGAACUGAACUUGGAAUUAGGAAGACUGUUCUGGAGUUCAAAUCCAACCUCAGACACUUAUUAGCUGUGGGCAAGGUACUUCACUGUGGUUGCCUCUGUUCCUCAUCUGGAAAAUAAUCUGGAGAAGGAAAUGACACCAUUUGGUAAAGAUAGUAAUCUUUACCAAAACAAAACAACAACAACAACAACAACAAAAAAAAAACUUCUCAAAUGGAGUUCCAAAGAGAUGCAAAAUGAAUCGACAAUAAAAAUGAGUACUGUAUAAUACACAUGAAUAAAUAUGAACACAAAUAUUCCCACACACAGAUCCUGUCAAAGUUGAAGCUGUUGACUUUUGGCCCACUGAGUGAAUAAGUGACAGUUUUCACAUGAAUUCUCUAGGCAGGGCAGAGGUGGUUCAGAGCUGCUGACCAGGGUUGUCAGAAUUGCUGAGCUAUAGAGAAGCUAUUUUUAAAAAUCGAGAAAUCAGAAACUUCUGUAAAGGUGUUUUGUGCAUGUGCUUAAGGGUGUGACUGUCCAGUGGUAGAAGAGGCUUUGUUUGGGAAACUCUGGUCAUUUUAGUCAUUUAUUAGUCAUCGAUUUCCGGGAUUAUGAAGAGAACCAUGAGAUAUAAAAGUAAACUUUGACAUCGGUUCAGAGAUCAGGAGGAGGGAUUAAAAGCGAUCCUUUGUUACCGUUCAGAAAUUAUUUGCUUGUGAACUUCUGAGGAGCAGAACCCUGAAACUUAGGUUAUGGGCAGAUCCGAAAGCCAGAUGGAUAUAACUGAAAUCAGCAUCCCCAAGCCAAAGGCAAAGCGAUGGUCCGGUCUAGAGCUGACUCUUUCCGUCCUUGUGCUUCUGCUCACUAUCAUAGCGGUCACUAUGAUAGUUCUUUAUGCCACAUAUGAUGAUGGAAUUUGCAAGUCAGCAGAUUGCAUAAAAUCAGCUGCUCGACUGAUUGGGAACAUGGAUGGCACCGUCAACCCUUGUACAGACUUUUACAAAUAUGCCUGUGGAGGCUGGUUAAAGCGGAACGUCAUUCCAGAGACCAGCUCACGUUACAGUAACUUUGACAUUUUAAGAGAUGAGUUAGAAAUCGUUCUGAAAGAUGUUCUUCAACAGCAGAAGCCCGAAGAUAUCGUAGCAGUGCAAAAAGCCAAAACGUUGUACAGAUCCUGUUUAAAUGAAUCUGCAAUUGAUAGCCGAGGUGGUCAACCUUUGUUAGAUCUCUUACCGCAGAUCCAUGAAUGGCCAGUAGCAACAGACAACUGGGAAGCAACGUAUGGUUCUUCUUGGAGAGCUGAAAAAACCAUUGCAGAAUUGAACUCAAAAUUUGGGAAGAAAGUCCUGAUCAAUUUUUUUAUUGGCACAGAUGAUAAGAACUCCACAAAUCAUAUUAUGCAUAUUGAUCAGCCUCGACUUGGUCUACCAUCACGUGACUACUAUGAGUGCUCUGGCGUAUAUAAAGAGGCCUGCAUAGCAUACGUGAAUUUCAUGAUCUCUGUGGCUAAACUGAUCCGCAAGGAUAGAGGAUUGUCCAUCAAUGAAACCCAGAUUGCCUUGGAAAUGAAUCGAAUCAUGGCGCUGGAAAAAGAGAUUGCCAACGCUACAGCUAAACCUGAAGACCGGAAUGACCCAAUCCUCCUCUAUAAUAAAAUGACCCUAGGCCAGGUGCAAAACAACUUUACAUUAAUGAUCAAUGGAAAGCUAUUCAACUGGGCAAAUUACACAAAUGAAAUCAUGUCAACUGUGAACAUUACUGUUGCAAAUGAGGAAGCUGUGAUUGUGUAUGCUCCCGAAUAUUUAACCAAACUUAAGUUGAUUCUUACCAAAUAUUCUCCCAGAGAUCUUCAAAAUUUUAUGUCCUGGCGACUCAUUAUGGAUCUCGUAAGCAGCGUCAGCCGAACCUACAAGGAGUCAAGAAAUGCUUUCCGGAAGGCUCUUUAUGGCACAACAUCUGAAACAGCCCCUUGGCGACGUUGUGUUAAUUAUGUCAAUGGAAUCAUGGAUAAUGCUGUUGGACGACUUUAUGUAGGAGAAGCAUUUGCUGGCGACAGCAAACACAAGGUGGAAAAUCUCAUCUCACAGAUUCGAGAAGUUUUCAUUAAGACUUUAGAUGACCUCACCUGGAUGGAUGCUGAGACUAAGAAGAAAGCAGAAGAUAAGGCCCUGGCAAUUAAAGAAAGGAUCGGCUAUCCUGAUGAAAUUAUGAAUAAUGAUGAAAAAUUGAAUAAAGAAUACAGUGAGUUGAAUUUCAAAGAGAAUGAAUAUUUUGAGAAUAUCCUGAAAAACCUGGUCUUUGGCCAAAAUAAACUGCUAAAGAAGCUCCGAGAAAAGGUGGACAAGGAAGAGUGGAUAAGUGGGGCAGCUGUAGUCAAUGCUUUUUAUUCUUCAGGCAGAAACCAGAUUGUUUUCCCAGCUGGCAUCCUGCAGCCUCCCUUCUUCAGUGCAAACCAGCCCAACUCCUUGAAUUAUGGCGGCAUCGGCAUGGUUAUAGGACACGAAGUCACCCAUGGCUUUGAUGACAAUGGUAGAAACUUCAACAAGGAUGGGGAUCUCAUUGAUUGGUGGUCUCAGGAAUCUGCCAACAAUUUCAAAAACCUGUCUCAAUGUAUAGUAUACCAAUACGGAAACUUUUCGUGGGACCUAGCAGGUGGCCAGCAUCUCAAUGGAAUCAGCACUCUGGGAGAAAACAUUGCUGACAAUGGAGGUCUUGGGCAAGCAUACAGGGCUUAUCAGAAUUUUGUGAAAAAGAAUGGGAAAGAGAAGCUACUUCCUGGACUUGACCUCAACCACAACCAGUUGUUCUUCUUGAACUUUGCUCAGGUGUGGUGCGGGAUCUACAGGCCAGAAUAUGCCAUCAACUCUAUCAAAACUGAUGUUCACAGUCCAGGCAAUUUUAGGAUCAUAGGAACGUUGCAGAACUCCCCAGAAUUUUCAAAUGCCUUCCAAUGCCGCAAGAAUGAUUAUAUGAAUCCAGAAAAGAAAUGUCGGGUGUGGUGAUUCUGAAAAGAAGUAACAAAGGUGGAAGACAGCAGAAAUCUGGAACUUUGUACAGGAGGAAAAACACAAAAUCUGUGCACCAAACUCACUCCGAUUACAUGAGGGUGAAUAACUGAGAAGGGGGAAAUGCUUCAAGAUUUUAAUUUCAAAUUAAGGAAAGUGACUGCAGCCAAAAUUGUAUGUUAGUUGUUCCCAAAAGAAUGGAGGAGGAUCCAGGUUAAUAACCAUCAAAUCUAUCACGACUGUGGACAUAAUGCUUUACUCUGGAAUUAUGGCUUUCCGUUAAUGUCUGUUUCCCAUUUGGUCAACAGAAUGGAUAUUCUCUCUUGGGAACAGGGCUAAUCAUCUAUGAAUGUAGAUAAGUAUUUUUAAUCAAAGGGAGGAAGAAAAUGUCAAAGAAUAUGGCAGGAUAACAGCUGUCUAAUAAGGACACAACAGGGAAAUAGGUCCUGCCAUCUCUUUAAAUAUAAAGUAUUGGAUUUUUAUUCCUGAUUCAGCAAUGCCCUCACUCAAACCUCUUCAAAGAAUUCUUCUGAGAGUGAGCAAUUGGGGCUUGAAGCAAUUUUUUAAAAAAAGUCAUUAUUCCUGUAAUCUUUUUUUUUUUUUAAAUUCCAAGGCCAUAAUCAUAUUUAAUUAAGAAAUGAAAUUGAAGGCUGAGAUAUUGAGAAUCCUCUUGUAAUUCCUCCCCCUCUCCCCCCCAAAAAUCUCUUAUUCUCUCUAGACUUGGUCUUUUUAAAAGAUUUGUAGUAAUGUAUAAAGCAUAAUUUUUAUAUUUAAUUAUUAACUAUAUGUAUGAAAAAGUAACUGCUAUAUCUAUAUAUACAUAUAGAGAGAAAUGGAUAUGAUCACUGAUCCACUACCGGGGAUUAGCAUUUCAGAUUGAGAUAUGAAAUUUUCUUUACAUUAAGGAAACAUCUGCAAACCAACAUCUGUAAAGUACUGUACAAAUUAAAAUUUGAGACUUUUUAAAAAAAAAAUUCAUAUUGGCAAAAAAGCUUUAAUCCAGAACCUUUGUAUAAGAUUCACUUUUGUUCAACUUUCCCAGAGGCCUGCCUGACCUAUUGUAGAAGCAAUCAGAAAUUUCCCAGAAUCAAUAAUAGAUUUCCUCUCAUCUGUACUGAAAUAAGUAAGCUGCUUCUCUGUGAUUCCUUGUGGUAAAGGAAUCCCACUCGGGCAUGUCUGCAGCUCAGCCAGAUCCCUUCUAAGCAUUGGCAAGGUAACAAGGUCAUGCUAUUAAGAUAGGAUCAAAAGAUUCCCUACUAUUAAUUCCAUAGAAUUGGGAGGCACUGAUGUUGCUGGGAGCAGCCUAGUGGAAGGGAAAGGGAGGAGGACAGGUUCUCCAUGAAAGUUGAUCAAGUCCACUGUCACUGGCUGAUUGAAUGGUCGUUCGUUCUGCAUUAUUAUAGCAUCAUAGAAUCUUAGCUUGAGGACUAAGGGUCAUGUCAUUCAAAUUGUUUAUUUUCCGGAAGAGAAAACCAGACUCGGAAAAGGGAAUGACCUGUCCAGUCCAUUCUAGUGAUUGUUAAGUCCAGGCUUUGAUCUUAGGACCUCCGACUCUAAAACCAGCAGACAUGAUGUCAUGACUAAUUAAAACCACUGCAGGCUGAUAAUUAGCACAGACAGCUAGUGACAGGAGUAGGAGGUUCUAGAGGGAGUAGCCUCCCCCUUCCACAUUUUCCCAUGGCCUGUAACUAUUUCAGAGAUUCUACGAUGAUGAAGAAAAUUUCCUGCAUAUGUCCCUGAUUCCAUGUCAUGUUGUUUCAUCUUUCAAUGUCACCUGAUUAUUUUUUUUUAUAAUAAAAAGAAAUUGUGAGACUGA